CAGCCUCCCGAGCGGCGAGGAGGCCGGAGGCGGGGUAGGGGAGUUGCUGCAGCCUGCCUGCCUGCCUGCCUGCCAGCCCCGCGGAGCCCGGAGCCCGCCUCCGCCAGCAUGGGCAUCAAAUUUCUGGAACUCAUUAAGCCCUUCUGUGCUGUUUUACCCGAAAUCCAGAAGCCUGAAAGGAAAAUUCAGUUCAGAGAGAAAGUUUUAUGGACAGCUAUCACCCUCUUCAUUUUUUUAGUAUGCUGCCAGAUACCAUUAUUUGGAAUCAUGUCCUCGGACUCCGCCGAUCCCUUCUACUGGAUGAGAGUCAUCCUCGCAUCAAACAGGGGCACUUUAAUGGAGUUGGGCAUCUCUCCCAUCGUGACCUCCGGACUCAUUAUGCAGCUCCUGGCUGGAGCCAAAAUCAUUGAAGUGGGGGACACGCCAAAAGACCGAGCUCUCUUCAACGGCGCUCAGAAGUUGUUCGGAAUGAUUAUCACGAUUGGCCAGGCCAUUGUGUACGUCAUGACGGGGAUGUACGGGGAUGCCUCUGAGAUGGGGGCCGGGAUCUGCCUUCUGAUUAUCAUCCAGUUGUUUGUUGCUGGCUUGAUAGUCCUGCUGCUUGAUGAGCUUCUGCAGAAGGGCUACGGCCUGGGAUCCGGCAUUUCCCUCUUCAUUGCCACCAACAUCUGUGAGACCAUAGUUUGGAAGGCCUUUAGCCCCACCACCAUAAACACGGGCAGAGGUACGGAAUUCGAGGGCGCCGUCAUUGCCUUGUUCCACCUCUUGGCCACGCGCACUGACAAAGUCCGCGCUCUGCGGGAAGCCUUUUACCGCCAGAACUUGCCAAAUCUCAUGAACCUCAUCGCGACCGUCUUUGUGUUUGCCGUAGUCAUAUACUUUCAGGGAUUCCGAGUUGAUCUCCCGAUCAAGUCUGCACGUUACCGGGGUCAAUACAGCAGCUACCCCAUCAAGCUCUUUUAUACCUCCAACAUCCCCAUUAUCCUCCAGUCCGCCUUAGUGUCCAACCUCUAUGUCAUUUCCCAGAUGCUGUCUGUGCGCUUCAGUGGCAACUUCCUGGUCAAUUUACUCGGCCAGUGGGCGGACGUUAGCGGAGGCGGCCCAGCACGCUCCUAUCCGGUGGGGGGUCUCUGCUAUUACCUCUCCCCCCCGGAAUCCAUGGGGGCCAUCUUUGAGGAUCCGGUCCACGUGAUCGUGUACAUUAUAUUUAUGCUGGGCUCUUGUGCCUUUUUCUCCAAGACAUGGAUCGAAGUGUCUGGAUCUUCUGCCAAAGACGUCGCCAAGCAGCUGAAAGAGCAGCAGAUGGUAAUGAGAGGGCACCGAGACACAUCCAUGGUUCACGAAUUAAACCGGUACAUCCCGACAGCAGCUGCCUUCGGAGGCUUGUGUAUCGGGGCGCUUUCGGUCCUGGCUGAUUUCCUGGGCGCCAUCGGCUCCGGCACUGGGAUUCUGCUGGCAGUCACAAUCAUUUAUCAAUAUUUUGAGAUCUUUGUCAAAGAACAGGCCGAAGUUGGAGGCGUGGGGGCUUUGUUUUUCUAAACAGGCCAGCAUUCUCCUGGCUUGUGACAAAAGGAGGGAAACGUCCUUUGACCUCAUCUGAAUUCAAUAAUGCCAUUUUAAUUUAUUUAUUUUUGUUCCCCCUUCUUUUCAAAAUGAGUCACCCCAUUUGUUCAUCAAUGGGCUUGUGCACAGCUUCAGAGCUGGCUGCCUUAAAAGAAUCAACGUUUACAUUGUCUUGGUUUAAAGAUAUAUACUAAUAAUAAUCCAAACAUAUUUCUUUCUCUCUCUCUCUCUCUCUCUCUCUCUCUCUCUCUCUC
Notechis scutatus (mainland tiger snake) is the source of this 1817-nucleotide messenger RNA. RefSeq names its product SEC61 translocon subunit alpha 2 (gene SEC61A2). Gene Ontology annotation, cellular component: membrane. Lineage: Eukaryota; Metazoa; Chordata; Lepidosauria; Squamata; Elapidae. Gene Ontology annotation, biological process: protein transport. The record is from RefSeq and is a predicted model, not a curated record.